Molecule: messenger RNA, 4268 nt
Organism: Vanessa tameamea
Lineage: Eukaryota; Metazoa; Arthropoda; Insecta; Lepidoptera; Nymphalidae
Gene: Dll
Product: homeotic protein distal-less
Exons: 8
Coding region: 790-1929 (379 amino acids)
Biological process (GO): regulation of transcription by RNA polymerase II
Molecular function (GO): RNA polymerase II cis-regulatory region sequence-specific DNA binding; DNA-binding transcription factor activity, RNA polymerase II-specific
Source: RefSeq, a predicted model, not a curated record
UUCAACAGGAGUUGGUUGUGUCGGAUUACUUCGGAGGGGUGCGCUAUUAAAAUAUCUUCAAAGAUUAUCUUUAAUUGGACAGUUUGUGCUUGUGUGCGUUCGGUGUUUUUUUCCCUAGUGACGUUUCUGUUUUUUCGAAAGUUGAUCACUGUUAUCAUUCGAGUUUAGUGUGCGGUGAUAGUCAGUGAUUUCUGAUUGCGAUUUUUAAAAUGAUCACCGAUUAGACUGCGAUCGUUAUUGACUGAGGACCGAAAAUUGUGUUUGUGAUUAAAAAUGACAUCAGGGACGUGAUACCAGGGACCGCGGCGAAACGAGUUGCGCGAAAGUAAAAAAAAAAAAAAUGAUGCCACGUGUUCUAUAAUUGCGAAAUUAUUUAUGGAUCGUUAAUUAAUCUGUAAUUAUAUUUCUGUCCCGUUCUGUCUAAUUACCGACAAUCAUAAUUUUGAUUUCACGCACAGUGCCAUUAAUAAGCCGACUUCUAUUGUCGAUCAUAAAUUUAAUUAUCAAACUAAAAAUAUUUUCACGAAUAAGUGUAUAGACAAGUGUUUUUUUUUUUAAAUUGAACUAUCUGUGCUUCUUCGAUAUUGUGAUAGUGAUGCUGUGUACUGCAGUUUAAAGUUACUUCGAAACCGCAAACGAAGCGGCAAAAUACCAGACGAGCGGCAGAAAUCCCUCAAAAUUACCCGAAUUCAAUCCCCAAGCACCAAAUCCGGCAACCUGAGUUUCUCAGAUCCCUUCGGGCCUCCUCAGUCCUCGGACGGAGGGGGCCCAUCCACCCCCCAACCAGCCAUGACCACCCAGGAGCUAGAUCACCAGCAUCAUCAUUUAGGGGGGUCACAAACGCCACAUGACAUAUCCAAUUCCACUAAUUCAACUCCAACAAAUGUAUCCUCUAAAUCAGCUUUCAUAGAGUUACAGCAACAUGGAUAUGGUCCUUUUAAAGGUGGUUACCAACAUCCCCACCAUUUUGGGAGUCCGGGUGGUCAACAGAAUCCUCACGAAGCCUCGGGGUUUCCGAGCCCUAGGUCUUUAGGGUAUCCCUUCCCUCCUAUGCAUCAGAACACGUAUGGUUAUCAUUUAGGUUCCUACGCUCCACAGUGCGCGAGUCCGCCUAAAGAUGAAAAAUGUGGACUAUCAGACGACCCUGGUCUCCGAGUGAACGGCAAAGGCAAGAAGAUGAGAAAACCUCGCACGAUAUACUCCAGCCUUCAGCUGCAGCAAUUGAACAGGAGGUUUCAGAGGACACAGUACCUCGCCCUCCCCGAAAGGGCUGAGCUCGCCGCUAGCUUGGGUUUAACGCAGACGCAGGUCAAGAUAUGGUUCCAAAAUCGACGCAGUAAAUACAAAAAGAUGAUGAAAGCUGCGCAAGUGGGUGCUGCGCCACCCGGCCUCGGCCUUCCACCCGGCAGCCCCCCAAAUAAUAACCAACUUCUACAUGGUGGUGGAGGAAGUUCCAGUGGCUCCCAACAUUCCCCGUCCGCGUACCAGAGCGGUCCGACACAGGCCCACUCGCCCACGCCUAGUUCAACGCCAGUAUCCGAGCUAUCCCCUGGACUAUCUCCAACUGGGACGCCAUGGGAUGUGAAACAGCCGCCGCAGCCGGCUUGGGAUGUAAAGGUUGGAUAUCCAACGGCUGGUCGCUCGCCGGACGGUACCUCUUGUGACAUCAAGCCACCACACCAGCAGUCGUGGGACCCGAGGGUCGGUUACGGCGCGCCACCCGGCCCUUGGGACAUGAAAGGCGCGCACCAUGCGCUUCAUCACCAGGGCGCACCGCAACCACAUCCGCCCUACGUGCCUCAGUACUCCUGGUACCAAGCUGAUGCCAACCCUGGACUCUUGACUGAAAAUGGCUUAGCGCUUUUCCAUCGGAUGGGACUGAGGAGUCAGUUCUUGGGAUCAAACGAACAAAACAAUUAUGAUAGCUGAAGAUAUUACUAAAUCAAAUUCAGAAUAGGUUCUAACUCUAAAAAUUAUGACCAAGUAACUAAACGUUAAAACUGGUUUAAACCGGUUUAGAUUUCAUAUAGCCUUCUAUUAUUAAAGUCUAGCUCAAACCUUACUAGCCAGGUGUAAUUUAUGUCAAGUUCUAUAAAACGACUUUAUUCAACAUCUUUCGUGAAAGUAUUAUUGGCUGUAUAUUUUCAUACCUUCGUAACAAUGCAAAAAAAAAUAAUUAAACCCUUUCUAGUACUUUCUUUGUGCAGAUGCUUUAAUUUUUUUUUCUUUUAUUGCUUCUGGUACAGCACACAAUAAUUCCAGCCUAAUUCGUAUUAUUUCAUAAUACCUAUUCGUAUUGACUGUUUAUAUACUAAAUUUAGCAAAUAUAUACCUAUAGCUAAGACUUUUAUAACACAUAUUGUGAGAACUUUUAUGAUUUUUAAAUUAUUUAUAAUAAAACGUUUAUCUUGGUCAUAAUUUGUUCAAAACGUUCGAUAAUUUACUAAACAAAUAUUAUAAUGGCAUACACUACAAUGAGCGAUGUUUUUUUUUUUAAAUUAUAUCAUUAAGACGAAGGGACGUAAUUAUUCGUUUUUUUUUUAAUUUUCUAUUAUUAAUAUAUUUUUAUUAAAAUUCUAGCUGCCUGAGAAAUUAAUAUUAAAUAUAAAAAUUAUGUCCUUUCGGAAUUGAUUUGACUUUUAAUUAUUAUUAAUAAUAGAAAAUUGUUUGUCAACAGGGUCUGGCCUGCCGUGUAACGACCAUCGGGCUAACUGAAAAAAAAAAACUAAAUAUUAUAUUAAACCAUAGUUCACUUAACGCUAAAAUUAAUUGCGCUCGUAGCGCACUAAAUGGCGCACGAUGCGCACAAAAUGGCGGUCCUAUUAAAGAACGGCACAACCAAGAUUAUUGUUAAAAAAUAUUUAAUAUUAAUUAAAGAAUCAUUGUAAAUUUCUAUUAAUUAUAAAUAGAAUAAAUGUUUAUAAUGGUUACUGUAAAUUUAGUAUAAGGAAUGCGUGUUAAAAUGCCGGUGGCCACGACGAAAAAAACAUUAUUAAAAAAAAUAUAUUCUAAUUUUCCCUCGCAGUGUAUGCCAUUAUAUCUUAUAUGAUUUAAAAAAAAAAUGUACAAUGUUGACUGGUGUACAUAGUAAUGUCAUAAAAAUUGUAUACUAUUUUUUUUUUGUAUAUAUUUUCAUCAGUGUUUAGUGUAAAUUACUAUAACUACGAAUUCAUUGAAAAUUGUGCAAUACAUGACUAAGGUGUGAUUAUGUGACCGUUGAGGAUCUGUUUCAACUUCACAAGUAUAUAUAAAUAUGAAUACAUCGUGUGGUCACCGAGGUAAGGUAAAAAAUACGUCAGUGUUGCCAGCUCAUAUAGUUUAUCUAAAAAGCAAUUAUAUGAAUGCAACAUAUUUAAAAGUUUUCUGUGUUAGCAACACUGACAGCUGUAGCGAAUAAUUUUGUUUUCUUUAUUUCACUUUUCAGCCGUCUUUAAGAAUAGUUACUACAUAACAUAGUUUUGUUUUUCUUAUUUUUAAUUAUUUUCCAUAUAUAUAUAUAUAUUAUGAUGUUCCAAAAACUUUUUUUUUUGUAAUAUAAAUGAUGGCUGACUAAUUUGCUACCAUUCAAAAAUUAACUAAGCUUUAAAGAUUUUUUUUUUAUUUAUUUAAUAGAUUAAUCAAUAAAAUCAAACGGGAACACAAACCAGUCUGUUGUGAUACAUAAUUUUAAGUUUUUUUUGUAAACAUGACGUCCUGUCAAUAAACGUCAGAUUAGAUCUUUGAACGAUUGAGCUCUAUUUAUAAAUUAUGACAGUAAAUAUAGAUUAAAAAUAAUUGAACGUUUAUUAAUGGGGCGUCUGUAUUUUUUUUUUUAAUUUGGUGAACUAUAUCGUGUAUUUAUUACAUAAAAUUGUUCAAAAUCGUGUUCUAUAUGCAAAUCUAUUUAAGCUGUUAUUAUUUCUAAUGCAAUCUGAAUUUAUUUGUAAUAAAUGCUAUUAGUCUAUUUAUGGUUCAAAAACUUGAAUAGAUAAUAAAUUUAAAAAAAAAAUGUUUUUUUUUUUUAUAUAUGUGGCAGAGAAAUAAAGUUUUAUUUCAAAGAAAUAGUAAUUAAAAAAGUUUUUGACUAAAAAUAGAUAAUAGUGUACUCUAGAAUGGGUCUUACGGGAUGUCUUUGUAAAUAUGUUUUUGUAAUAUAUAGAGAAUAUAUACAUAUAAAUAUAGUUUAGAUAGUAUAAUUACUUUAUAACUACUAUGUAUUAUAAGGAAAACGGAAAUAAGAAAAAAGUGAAUUAAUUUCUUUUGUCAAAUAAAAACUGAAAAAGAUUUCA